CCCUAGUCGAUGCUCUGGCCAAAAAGCAGAUCACGCUUCUCGCACUGGACUGCAUUCCCCGCAUCAGUCGAGCACAGGCCUUUGAUGUCCUCUCGAGCAUGGCCAACAUUGCAGGCUACAAGGCGGUAGUUGAUGCGGCCGCGCUCUUCGGACGUUUCUUUGCCGGUAGUGUCCUUCAUCUGAUCCAUUGUCCGAGCCGGUCAGCCAUCUGGUGUUGUGUGCGUAUCGUAGCCUAUGUCGGAUUAGAAGUCCCCACGGCAAUCCAAAUUGGUUGUAGUUGCAAGACGGAGAAAAGCCGCGACCUCAACUGGCUUGAGUCAAAGGUCCACAGGGGUGAGUUGGGUGCUUAG
This is a messenger RNA of Dibothriocephalus latus, 350 nucleotides long. The record is from the annotation of a GenBank genome assembly. Lineage: Eukaryota; Metazoa; Platyhelminthes; Cestoda; Diphyllobothriidea; Diphyllobothriidae.